This is a messenger RNA of Clonostachys byssicola, 1932 nucleotides long. Lineage: Eukaryota; Fungi; Ascomycota; Sordariomycetes; Hypocreales; Bionectriaceae. The record is from the annotation of a GenBank genome assembly.
AUGUCCACAGAGCCUUGUCCGUGGGAGGAGACCCUCAUCAUCGCUGCCGCCAAUGGAGACACCACGACACUAUCAGAAGAGCUGAAAAAAGGCAAAGAUGUCAACUGUCGCGAUACAGAGUUUGGGCGAACAGCAUUGUCCUGGGCUGCCGAGAGAGGACACACCGGCGCUGUCCAGAUCCUUCUUGAUGCGCAAGCCAAGGUUGAUACUCCCGAUGCCCUUUUCGGUCGCACACCCUUGACCCAGGCCGCGGCCAAUGGGCACGUCGAUAUGACGGAAUUACUUCUACGAAGCGGCGCCGACUUCAAUGCUUGCGAUACUUCGGGCGAGAGGCCUCUUCUACAAGCGUCCCGCAAAGGGCACGCCGCUGUCGCGAAGCUCUUGCUCGAAGCAGGCGCGGACCCCAAUGUUAGAGCGUGGAAGAAAGGGCAGACUUCCUUGUCAUUGGCUUCAAUAUACGACCAUAUUGACGUCGUCCAGGUGUUGCUGGACUACGGUGCCAACAUCGAUCUUGAAGACGAUUGCAACUGUGAACGCACCCCGAUGAUCUGGGCCGCGAUCAAUGGCCACGAGGCCAUCCUCAAAUUGCUGUUGGAGCACAAGGCCAGCCUGGACAGUGAAGACAGUAAGCGAGGCAUGUCUCCCUUGGCAUGGGCCAUCACAGAGGGAGAAGAAGGUGCCACUGCCCUUUUACUCGAAAGCUCUCUAAAGGGCCCCGUGCAAUUCUCAGCUCUCCAAGCCGCAGCUACCACCCCCGGUAAUAGUAAGAUUCUUUCGAAGCUGUUGGACGGAUGGGACGUUGACGUCAACGGACGGGACUAUGGAAGUUAUACGCUGCUCGCGUUGGCCGCCAGGCAUGGGUGUGAUGAGCAAUUCCGAGUGCUUUUGGAUAGAGGCGCAGAUCCUCACGUCUGUUUUACCGACGAAAGAACAAUCAUUUCAUUCGCUGCCGAAGGUGGCGCUUUAGAAUCCGUCAAAUUGUUGUUGCAGAGCAGUACAGAUGUCAAUCACCAAGAUGAUGUUGGAGCAUCGCCUCUGUCUCGGGCCGCAGCGGAAGGAGAACACGAAGUAGUGAGGAUACUUGUUGAAGCUGGUGCGAUGUUAGAUGCUCAAGACAAAAAGGGGCGUACAGCACUUUUCUGGGCUGCAAGAAAGGGACACUCCGACGUUGCGAAGGUUCUCAUUGACAACCGCGCAGAUCUGGAUCUGGCGGGCAGCGAAUGGGGAAGGACGGCCCUCCAUUUUGCAAUUGAGAGAGAAAAUGUCGAAGUAGCCAAGCUGCUCAUUACUGCCGGAGCCUCUCUAAAUAUCAAGGACGGAGAGGGACGUGCGCCACUGUCUUAUGCCGCUGAGCAAGGCCUCGAAGACGUUGUAGCCCUACUUGUCGAGAAAGGCGCCGACGUAAAUAUGUCCGAUGAUACCGAAGAUGACGGCAUGUGGGAUACCAUGGUGCCCUUGUCCUGGGCCGCAGCAAAUGGCAAUGGAGCUGUGAUCAGAAUUCUGCUGGCACAUGAUGCCUCUGUGAACCCAGAUAUUGAAGGGAGACCACCUUUGAUGCACGCUUUCCAAGAAGAAAAGGACGAGGCCAUGCAAUUACUCCUCGAGCAUGGUGCAAACCCGUUCGGUGGCGAUUUCAGUGACGAAUGUGUCUUGAGAGGAGUGGCAAAGUGUGGUCUGAAGGAUAUAGUGGCACUUUGUCUCAGACAAAAUGCCCCCUCCGUAGAGGUCAGGCAAGAAUCAAUCUGGUGGGCUCUCGUCGAAGCCUCACAUAACGACCAUGCAGAGGUAGUGGAGUUGUUACUUCAGCAAAACCCUUUUAGUUUUCCAAUCGCGGACUUGACGCCGUGGGAUCUCGCGGAGGACGAGGAGGUGCUGCGUCUUCUACAGCCGUAUCGGAAGGCCAUGCGGAAGCGUGUAGAGCGGGAAGACUGA